Musa acuminata subsp. malaccensis (wild Malaysian banana) is the source of this 1283-nucleotide messenger RNA. Lineage: Eukaryota; Viridiplantae; Streptophyta; Magnoliopsida; Zingiberales; Musaceae. The record is from RefSeq and is a predicted model, not a curated record.
CCGCCGUCGUGUUUGCCCACGGUGGGUACAUGGGCAACUACUUCCAUGACUUCGCCGACUUGAUCGUUCCCCUGUUCGCGACGGCACGGCAGUUCCAUGGAGAAGUGCAGUUUCUCAUAGCCGAUUAUAAGAUCUGGUGGCUCUUCAAGUACCGCCACAUCGUCGAAAAGCUUACUAGGUACGAGAUCAUCGAUUUGGACAAGAACGAUCGAGUCCUCUGCUACCCGCUUGUGUUCGUCGGCCUGCACAGCCACGACGACUUGAAGGUCGACCCUGCAAGAACACCAAACGGGUACUCCACCGCUGACUACACCGAGUUCAUAAGGAUGGCUUACUCGCUCGUAAGGGAAUCCGGCAUUAGGAUGGGAGAACAGGCGGGCAAGAAACCGAGGCUGCUGCUCAUAGCCAGGAAGGGCACCAGGAAGUUCACCAACGUCAAAGAGAUCGUUCGGAUGGCCGAGGAGUUGAGUUACGAGGUGGUGGUGGCAGAUGCGAAGUUCGAAGCCAACGUGAGCGAGUACGCAGCGACCGUGAACUCAUGCGACGUGAUGCUCGGCGUGCAUGGCUCCGGGCUCACUAAUUUCUUCUUCCUGCCGACAAAUGCUGUGGUCAUCCAAGUCGUCCCUUUAGGUAACCUGGAAGGGAUGGCCAAACACGAUUACGGAGACCCUCCCAUGGCUGCCAAGCUGCAUUACCUGCAGUACACCAUCAGCCAAUAGGAAAGCACUCUUUCGGAGCAGUACCCGAGAGACGAUCCCGUCUUUAGAGACCCGGACUCGAUUCACAAGCUUGGAUGGCUCGCGAUGGCGAACAUAUACAUGAAGAAACAAAAUGUCAAGAUUGAUUUGAACAGGUUCAGACCUGUCUUGAAGAAAGCUCUCGAUCUGCUUGGGUGAUGGCAAUGUCAGUCGGCCCUAUUGUGGUAGUUCGGUCAUGUCUGUCGAUUGGAUUCUAGUCUUUCAAUGUCCCUUUUCUAUGGGUCAGUGAUGGGUUCCUUUAAGUUUAUUUUAAGCCUAAGUUUGCGUGUUCUAAUGGACUUCGUCCACUUUGUGUGAUACUAAAUCCAAAGAUAGCUUCUUCAUCGAUGCAUAGCUGGGAAUCCGAAAUCAAUGAGCUCAUCAGUAGCAACUGGUGACAUACAUUUAAUAUUCUUUGCCUGCAUCUCAUUUCUGACUUGGAACUUUUUUGAUCCAAUUAGCACCCCCAUUGCAUGUCAGAAUUCCUGCGCAGGCACGUUCAUUUUGAGGCAGUGUGUGCAGUCUUCUCGAGGUUUGCGGUUGGAG